AUGUCCAGUUCAGAAGACGAAGAGGCUUACGAUAUUGCCUCCAAUAUUGCGCUCAAUGCCAGCGACAGCGACUCGGACAACAGCUCCAGUGAUGAGGAGAGCGGACAAGAAGUGCAGGACGAAAUAAUCUCUUCAGACGAAGAGGAAGAAGUUACAAAGCCAAAGGCGAAAAAACAGAAGAAAACAAAUAAGCUGCCAUCGAUAGCAGAUUUCCCCUCAUUAUCUGCCGAUAAUGAGCCUGGCCCGGCUGGUGAUCUGGAGGACUACUUCAAGUCUGCUGAUACCAAAAAGGCCAAGGCAGGUUCGUUUGCUUCCUUUGGAAUGUCCAAAUUUGUGCUGAACAACAUCUCCAAGAAAGGAUACCGCCAGCCCACUCCGAUCCAGCGUAAGACCAUUCCUCUUAUUUUGGACAGCCGUGAUGUGGUUGGUAUGGCCCGUACUGGAUCAGGUAAAACAGCUGCUUUUAUACUGCCCAUAGUGGAGAAACUGAAAACGCAUGUUGCCAAAAUUGGUGUAAGAGCAGUCAUUCUUUCCCCAUCGAGAGAACUGGCAGCUCAGACUCACAAACAGUUCAAGGAGUUCAGCAGAGGAAGCGAUCUCAGAUCACUGCUGCUGGUGGGUGGUGAUUCACUGGAGGAUCAGUUCGGAUCAAUGAUGUCCAACCCAGACGUGAUCAUUGCCACACCUGGUAGAUUUUUGCAUCUGAAAGUUGAGAUGAAUUUAGACUUGUCCACUGUGGAAUACAUCGUUUACGACGAAGCCGACAGGUUGUUUGAAAUGGGUUUCGCAGAGCAAUUGAACGAACUGUUAGCGUCUUUGCCUCCAAAGAGACAAUCGUUGUUGUUCUCGGCCACACUUCCUGCAUCUUUGGUUGAUUUUGCCAAAGCUGGUCUUUCUAAUCCGGUUUUAGUAAGACUUGACUCUGAGGCCAAGAUUUCUGACCAAUUGGAGAUGGCUUUUAUCUCCACCAAGAGAAACGAAAGGGAGGCUAAUUUGCUGUUCAUCCUGCAAGAAGUGAUAAAGUUACCAUUUGCUACAGUUGAAGAGCUGAAAAAGCUGGAAGGUGCAAAUAACGAGAUUGACUCAGACGACGAAGAUAACGCCCCAGAAGGAGAAGAUGGAAAGAAGAGAAAACGCAAGUUCAAGAAGAGGGAAAGACUUCCAAAGGCCAAUGAGCUUCCCUCACCAUAUUCAACGAUCGUUUUUGUUCCUACAAGACAUCAUGUUGAGUAUGUGACUCUUUUGCUAAAAGAAUUGGGUUAUGCCACUUCGUACAUCUAUGGUUCUCUUGAUCAGUAUGCCAGAAAGAGACAGAUGUUGAACUUCAGACUUGGCUUGUCUCAUGUCUUGGUAGUGACAGAUGUCGCUGCCAGAGGUAUCGACAUUCCCGUUCUUGCCAACGUUGUGAACUACUCUCUUCCCGCAAGCUCCAAGAUUUUCAUCCACAGAGUUGGAAGAACUGCCAGAGCAGGUAACAAAGGUUGGGCCUAUUCGAUUGUGGGGGACUCCGAGAUUCCAUAUUUACUUGAUCUGGAAAUGUUUCUUGGAAAGAAGGUGUACUUGACAUCGAUCCACACCAAAAAAAUUGAAAUAGCCCACCAGAAGCACGAAGAGGCUAACGACGGGUCUGUGUUCGAAGAACCAAAGGUUUCGUACAUCAACAGACUUGUUCUAGGCGGAGCCCCAAGAAACGAACUAGAGUCUUACAGUGACAUUUUUGAAGGAAUCAUAAAAUCCAACUAUGAACUCAAGACUCUGAGAGACGUUUCUGUGAAAGGUGAAAAACUUUAUUUCCGUACGAGAUCGGCAGCUUCGGCCGAAUCUAUGAGGAGAGCUAAGGAGUUAAUCCAAUAUGGCUGGGAUGAGCAGCAUCUUCUGUUUGGCAAAAACCAAGAGUUGGCUAAAGACGAGUUUUUGGCAAAAUUGCAGAACAGAAACAACAAAGAGACAGUUUUCGAAUUCUCCAAGAAAGACGACUCCAUGAUGGAUCUGAUGAGCAAGAUGCGUCGUCAAAUUGCUCCUAUCAAGCGCAGAGCCCAGGAGAGAAAAGAGUUGUUGGAAAGAGAGAGGAUGGCUGGUCUCUCGCACACUCUAGAAGAUGAAGUGUUGAAAGGUGAUGAUGAGGAGGUUGGUUACACAGUUGCUGAAGACGUGCUGAAGGAAGCGUUUCAGGAUGCAGACGAUUUGGCUCCAUCCAAGAAGUCCGGUAAGAGGAAGUCUUACAGAGACGAGCAGUUCUUUUUGCCUCAUUAUGCACCAUCUUCUGCCAUUCAGGAUAAACAGCUUCAACUGGAUACCACUUCAUUUGUGCACGAUGCCAACAGAGCCACUUUCGAACUAGACAACGAUGAUAAGAUACAGGUCCACAAACAAACCCAGGUGAUGCAAUGGGACAGAAAGAAGGGUAACUACGUCAAUUCACAAUCCACAGACAAAAAGUUCAUCAUUGGAGAGAGUGGACAGAGACUGCCUGCUACUUACAGAUCAGGUAAAUUCGAUGCUUGGAAGUCUGCCAACAAUGUGAAAAAUCUUCGUGCUGGACUUCCAGAGACUGGCGGUGUCAGAGGCCCUAGGAAUAGCGAGCACAAGGCCCCUGGUGGCAGGUUUAACCACAAGCAGAUGAAAGCUCCAAAGUUGCCUGACAAGGCCAGAGACGAUUACUUCAAGCAGAAGAAGAAGGUGGAGAAGGCGUUGGAUAGUGGUGUUAGGGUCAAGGGCUAUAAUAGACCAGGCCUUCAACAGGAAAUCAAGUCGUCGGAGCAGAUCAGGAAGCAGAGAGAGUCAAAGGACAAGCGUAAGCAAAAGACGGGGAGACCACAGAAGAAGAGACAUUGA
Messenger RNA from Kuraishia capsulata CBS 1993, 2835 nucleotides. RefSeq lists its product as uncharacterized. The transcript has a single exon. Bases 1 to 2835 code for a protein of 944 amino acids. Gene Ontology annotation, cellular component: nucleus. The record is from RefSeq and is a predicted model, not a curated record. NCBI's taxonomy places the organism in Eukaryota, Fungi, Ascomycota, Pichiomycetes, Pichiales, Pichiaceae. Gene Ontology annotation, molecular function: RNA binding; RNA helicase activity; ATP binding.